Poecilia latipinna (sailfin molly) is the source of this 5800-nucleotide messenger RNA. RefSeq lists its product as uncharacterized. Lineage: Eukaryota; Metazoa; Chordata; Actinopteri; Cyprinodontiformes; Poeciliidae. The record is from RefSeq and is a predicted model, not a curated record. The transcript is spliced from 5 exons. Bases 1528 to 5721 code for a protein of 1397 amino acids.
GCUCUUUCUUUGCUGUAACUCUGCUGCUGCCGCCUCCACAGCGAUGCGUGUUGCAUUAACGCCGAGGUGAAGAGUGGGAGGGAGAGGGCAAACCGAGAGGUACGAGAGGAUGGAGAGAGCUGCAGAGGAAAAGAGUGUGUGGGAGACUGAGCAAAGGAUAGAUAGAUAGAUAGAUAGAUAGAUAGAUAGAUAGAUAGAUAGAUAGAUAGAUAGAUAGAUAGAUUUAAGUAAAUUGGAUCAGAAAAUAGAAAUCUUGGUGAAUAAAGGGUAAAGAAGGGAGACGGAGAAAGAACAGAUGGAGAUGGAAAGAGGGAAUUUUGUGGCUCUGAAGCCUUUAAAGCCCUUAAAGCUGCAAAUAGGAGGCAGAGAGAAGGAGAGGAAGAGAGGAGCGAUGGAGGGAGGCUGAAGGGAGGUAAAUAAAAACUGGAAGGGAGAGAGCAGGAGGAGGAGGGUUUGCGUCGGUGUGUUGGUUGGCAGAGAGCGCUUGUCAAAAAAAGAGAAAGAAAAAAGCUUCCUCUGACAGAAGGCAUGAUUCACAGCAGAGAGGGAGGGAGAGGAACGCCAGAAAAACAGAGCUACGGCGGAGGAAGAGGAGCAAGAGGAGGAAGACGAAGAGGAUGCAGCAGAGGAGCAGAAGAUGCUGAAGACGAGAGCAGAGAGCCGGAUUCACAGACGGCUUCAGCGACCGAGACGACGAUGACGAGGGCAACAACAACGGCAACGGCAAGGUAAUUGUGGUUCGACUGGUUCUGAGCGACUUCAUCCAACUUUCCUCCUCUGAGGUUCUGAUGUCAUCAGAGGGAAUCAUCCGUCAUUCCAGCUCCUGCUCCAGGAUCCAAGCAGCUUCCAUUGGAAACUAUGUCAUCAGGCUUAAUCCAACUUCACCCCCCCCCACCCCCCACACACACACACACACAGCUCUGUCAGUGUGUGAGCGCGGCUGAGACGUUAAUCAUCAAACAGCAGCAGAAUGAGAGGAGCAGGUCUGACUGGAUCCAAUCCUUUGUCGUUUCUUGUCUCUUGACCAACAUUUUGCUGGAAAGACAUUUAACUGGCUCUAAUCAGGAUAGGGGAACAAUAAAGAAGCAGAACAAAUACAAAUUCUGUCACAAUGUGAGUAAAGUGGAAGAGAAGACGAGCUUUCCAGUGGAAAUAAAAAACUGUUUUCAACCUUUUGGAAUCUGAUUGGAAUAUUUCUCAAUGUGGAAUUCUGUUUGGACUUCAGGGUGUUUGUAGUGUCCCCAUGUCCUGGAGCCUUUGACAGAAGGAUGUUUCCAAACUUAGAGUCUUUUGACUUCUCAUGAAAACAACAGGAAUAUUUUUUAGUUCUUCCCUGGAGAACAAGAAGGAUUUUCUAAAAGGGGCUUUAAUUCCUGCUUUUAUGGUCUUUCUGGAGACUGAAGCUGCACACCCUGGACAGUUAGUAGUGGUUUGAAAAGCAGUUCUACUCUAAUUUUGUUAAUUAAAGACUUCACAAUUCAUUCUUCAAGCUUUAGACGUGCCUCCCACCAACCCCCUGCACCAAUCAUGGGCAAGCCUCUCAGCCGCCCUGGGUGUUUCAGGAAGAGCUCCUGCUGCCUGGAGAAACAUGGACUUGGGGAUGGGGGAGUGGGAGGGCGGGACGUUGGGAUGGAAGGGGGUUACGGCGACGGCUACAUCCCUCAGCGAUCCAUUUAUGACACCAUGUGCAUCAAUCAGCAGAUCGACAGCCAUCACCACCACUCCGGGGGGUCAGUGAGGCGGGACGGAGGGGGAGACGGGAGCUUCAGCUACUCCACCAGUGGCUCCCUGAGAGUCAGCAGAUCAGACAUGUUUGAUCCACAGCCACGCUCCUUAACUCCAAACCCUUCCUUCGUUCGGCGCCUGGAUGAGAGAGCCAUCUACGAUUCACUCAAGCUGGGAGUGGAGGACAUAGAUGGAUGCCACUCUCCAGGACAUUUCAAUCGAUCCGUCUCUCCCUCUGUGUCCUCCUUUUCUGCUCCAGGAGUGUCCUCCUCAUCAAAGAAGCACCACCAUCACCACCACCCUCACCAUGGAGACAGCACAAAGAGCAGAGAGAGCCGGCAUUCCUGGAAAGCAAUGUCAUCUCCUCAACCCUUGGAGUGUGUGGAGAUUCCUCCAGUGGAGCUGAUAGAGCGUGGGGGAGGCAGCUACCUGAAUCCAGGCCACUACCCAGGACCGGGUCAGUCCUCCUCUCUAACCUCCCCUCUCAUUUCACCUUUCUCCGGCUCACCUCUCUCCUCAGGAUACCACACUCCGGUGUUCUUCUCCCCAGCCAAACCUCGUCCCAGUCAGAGCCAGAGCCUGCGCUGUUCUCCUCCCCGUGUGAUGCACCCCAGGCAUUACUCCCAAACCCAAAGCCUGAGGCUGUCCCCCCCACAGGAGCUCAGAAGGUCCCCCUACAGGACUGCACUGGUCCAACUGUCUGCCCAUGACCUGGAGCAAGACCUGAGUGAGCGAGGUGGUGGAUGGGGCCGCAGCGAGCGCGACAGGGACUGGGAGAGGGAGCGGGAACGAGAGAUGGAGCGAGGUUGGGCCCAGCGCGAGUGGGAGAGAGAGAGGGAGAGGGGCAGGCUGGAGAGGGAGAGAGCCCGAGAGAGGGAGAGAAGGGAGACAUCCACUUUCGGGACGUUUGGUUAUGGCCGACCAGUUCCUCUACGCUCCGACAGAGACUCUGUGUUUAUAGAGUCUGAACACGGCUUGGACACAACUCCUCUGCUGCUCCCCCAGCCUUCCCCCUCCCCGUCCCCUAGUGGCGCUCCCAGGAUGGGUACUGGAGCAGUGGGGAGGAGCCGAGCCGGGUCAAAGGUAGGACCAGAAGGGGUUGGUGGAGGGAUGCCACCUAGGUGCGACAGUGGGAGUGUUAGUUUAGUGUUGGUGGAUGGUAAAUCUGGUUGCGGGCCCAGGUUAGUCAGCGAAGUCUUAAUGGGAAACAUGUCUGAGGUGGAAAUGAGAGCGUUAAACCAGGAGCACCAUCGAGCCGAAAGCUGGAACAAAUACGAUGACGGAUCCAGAUCCAGUGUGAAGAAUCUACCUGAAAAGAGGAUGGGCUCUCAGGUGAAAACUCGGGCAGGAGGUCGGGAUUUGGAGGGAAAAGUGCAGUCAGGGACAGAGAAUAAGGGAGGACAUAGAGGGACGUCUACCAAAGCUGGCGGAGCUACAAGUAGACAAGAGCGUUUACCUGAACACUCAGGCAAGAGUGUCGCUGAGAAGAUUGCUGGUUCUGCAGACAAAGUUCAAGUUGAAGCUGCUCCUGUUCCUGAAACCAAGUCGGAGCUUGAUUUUGGGGGUAUAGGUCACUUCCAACAGCCAGAGAACAAAGUUGGAACAGAGGUUGAACCUGAAUCACAGUCUAAUAUUGAUUUAACAUCUGACUCCAGUGUACAAGCUAAAGCUGAUGCUGAGAUUGCUCUUGUUUCUGAGCCAGAAGCAGAAACUAGGAUCAGUCAUGGAGAAGUAAAAGAGAGUGAAACUGUCAAUCAAGCUGAAAGUACAAGUGAACUUCAGGUAAGCUCCGUGGCAGCAGAUAAACCAGAAUCUGCUCCUGCAGAUCAAGCAGAGCGAAAGCUUGAGGAUUCUGGUAAACCCAAGUCAGUUCAUGCUGGGAAAAGCUCAAGAUCCAAGUCCAAAUCAUCCAAGUCCUGCUCCAGGUCUCGACCAGGCACAGCCACUGGGCUGCGUCCGGGAGUACUGAGCCCCCGAGAAAGCAAACAGCUGGAAGACUUUGAAUCAGCUGGACCACCUGAGGACAUCGAGUCCACCUGGCCUCGCAGAAUCAUAGUCCGAAAGAGGACUGUCCGCCAGGGAGGGGCGCUCCACAAUCUUCCUAUCCUCCCCCCACUCCCUUCUGUCUUGUCAGCCCUGGAGAAGAGGCAUCCACACCUACGGCAUGGUUCAGAGAAUCCAUUAUCAAAUCUGAUGAACCCUAUUGUAGGGCGAUGCUCACUGAGGGAAGCUGCUCACCCAGAGCCUGGACAGGGGAGCGGUUUGGUAGGCCGGGCAUCUCUCAGGGAGCAGAACCUGGAGCACUGGAGAGUCUGCAGAGAGCAAGAGGAACACAGGAGGUCGAGAAGUCGGGACAAACGAGGGGGGGAGAGUAGGAACAAGGCAGAGAAAGAGGAAAACAAAGGAAAGGAGGAGAAGAGAGAAGAAACCCUGAAGAAUGAGAAGGUAGUUGUGGAGGAAACCAAACAACAUAAGACAAAGAUAAACGUGGAAGAAAAUCUCCAGACAGAUGUUGCUAAAAACAAGAAAGAGGAAAAAGAGAUGGAUGUUGAAGUAAAGCCUGAACAAGUGGAGGAUCAAGGUAUAAAGAUUAAAGUUGGUCCAAAAGAGGAGGUAGAAGCAAAACUACAUACAGAGAAACUGGAGGUGGAUGGCCGACAAGUACUAACUCUUGGAGAGGAAGGAGGAGUAGAGGGUUGGGAUGCGGUUCUUGACAUGGUCAACACUCUUUGGAAUAAUGACUGGGAAAAACGGGAAGCAGGUGGAGAAGAAGGAGGAGAUCCAGAGUCCCCUUCAGGCUCCCUGCAGCGAUGGCCUCUCCUCAGGCCACCCAUCGGCUUUGGGGGCUCUCAUCCUCCCUCCUCAGCAGCCUCAGAGCUCAGCCUGACGGAGUUGGAAAGGAGGGCCCGGGAGUUGGACUCGGACCUGGAACACCUGGAUCUGUCGCAGCCCCAACGGGAUGUGUACCAUUCGCUGAUGGAACCAGGAAGGGAACGAGGCGACAUGUACCAAACACAUCCCGGGCCACAAAGAGACAAAGCUCCCCUUCACACAGGCGUUAGCAGCAGAUCCCAGGUCAGUCUGGAGCUGAAUGCGAUGACACCAACCGACACCGACAGGUCAACUAGUGACUGGUCAACUAAAUCUGCCAGCACCCCCACUGCUGGACCGAGCUCCAAUAAGGAGGACAGCUCUCCGGACUCCAACCUGACAUUGGAGUCUGACUCCAGUGGCGUCUUUCUCUCCUUAUCCAAUCAGAGCCAGGAGGAUGGCGGCUCUGACAGCGACCAGCCAAUCAGCGACUCUGAACUGGGCAGCAGCAACACUUCACUAGAGAAAGAUAUGGAUGAUGGAGGCUUGAAGGAGUGGGGAAGGGAGGAGAGCUCCGAGCUCCAGUGGUGUUACCCUUCGCUGCUCAACACACCAUCCUAUGAAGAUGUGGACGGACACGGCGGCGGAGAGGACUCAGGGUGUGGAGACGCCGGCGUGGACCAGGAUGACCCUCCAGCAGAGCAACCUGACAUAAAGGUCUCGUUCACUGCCCCCCAGAGGCAGGAAGCGCCGCCCAGGAAGAAAGUAACCGUGAUGGGCAUGGACCCGCCCCUUCCUCUUUCUCCUUCCAAGCAACAAAUCAAACACCUUCUAGAUCCGUACCAGAAGCCACUGAGAAGCUCAGGCCUGGACUGCGGGGACGUGGAUCCCUUCGUCCAAUCAGACAGCUUCGUCUACCUCGCCGUGUCUGCAAGACCUCUGCCCAAAGGUGAAGCUGCAGGACUUAAAGAGAUUUCUACCCAUGAUGCAAAGGAGCACAACAUCCAGAUACAAGCAGGAAGCACCGAAGCUGAGGGACCCACCACAGACCCUAAGAUGGCCACCAUUGCUCCACAGAAACCAGAGGAGGGAGACUUCCUCUGCACCGACAGCUUCGUCUACCUUGCUGCUCCAGCAUGCCUCCUGCUGGGCCCCGCUGGAACUGCACCGUAUGGUGGCAAGUAGGUAGAGAGGCAUCCAUCCAUCCAUCCAUCCAUCCAUCCAUCCAUCAACAUCCAACCAUCAAUCCAUCCAUCCAUCCAUC